Molecule: messenger RNA, 4204 nt
Organism: Haliaeetus leucocephalus (bald eagle)
Lineage: Eukaryota; Metazoa; Chordata; Aves; Accipitriformes; Accipitridae
Product: mitochondrial import inner membrane translocase subunit Tim23
Exons: 6
Coding region: 112-627 (171 amino acids)
Biological process (GO): protein import into mitochondrial matrix
Cellular component (GO): TIM23 mitochondrial import inner membrane translocase complex; mitochondrial inner membrane
Molecular function (GO): transmembrane protein transporter activity
Source: RefSeq, a predicted model, not a curated record
CCGCUGCUUCCGCGCACCGGGCCUGGCCCCUUCUUACUGACCGAGUGUGGAAUUGUUACCGCAGAAACUGGUGUUAAAGUACUCCAUUGUUUUUUCCUUUCAGUAACCGGAAUGAGUCCUUUGUCACCGUAUUUAAACUUGGACCCCAGGUAUCUAGUACAGGAUACAGAUGAGUUUAUCUUGCCCACAGGAGCCAACAAAACUCGAGGCAGAUUUGAGCUGGCCUUUUUUACCAUUGGAGGAUGUUGUAUGACAGGGGCAGCAUUUGGUGCACUGAAUGGUUUGCGACUUGGCUUGAAGGAGACGCAGAAUAUGGCGUGGUCAAAACCUAGAAAUGUACAAAUUCUAAAUAUGGUGACAAGGCAAGGAGCGUUAUGGGCUAACACUCUGGGAUCUCUGGCUCUACUUUACAGUGCAUUCGGAGUCAUCAUUGAAAAAACACGAGGUGCAGAAGAUGACCUGAACACUAUAGCUGCUGGAACCUUGACAGGAAUGCUAUACAAAAGCACUGGUGGAGUGCGUGGGAUAGCACGAGGUGGUAUUGCAGGUCUGACACUUACCGGCCUCUACGCUCUUUAUAACAACUGGGAGCACAUGAAGGGCUCCAUAGCCCGGCAGUCCCUCUGAGCAGGGCAGCCAGCGCUGGACGGAGGACACGCUUGCAUAGUCACCAAUCAAAUCAGUUGCGAGAUCUGUCUGGUGCCCCUUCCUAUUUUAUUUACAAUUAGUGUGAAACUGGAGGAAGCUAUGCUGGGAGGAACCUCUUGACACCAUGUAGCUGGACUGGCCCUUUUCUUCCCGCCAGCCAGUCGCUGGAGAGGCAGCAAUAUUUGUUGGACCUGCAAGUAAGCAGAGUGGCCACCGAGAUAGAGUCUCCCUGACACGCUCACCAGCUAGCCCUGGGCCAGAGCUACGAGGCAUGCUCGAGUCCCAUAGCUGUACCUGCUGCGCUACCAGGUUUGUUCGGUUGCGUGUGCUACCACGAUAGCGCUGCAUAAUAAAGUCUGUGUCCAUAGAGCUAUUCACUGCAGUUUUUCAACGUGCAUCGCCCGGGCAGCCGGCGCCCCAGCAGCUGGAGCCAGCGGAAGCCUUAAGUAGCAGCUGGCACAGGGCAAGGCUUGUUAUUCUGACAGCACAGGGUAAGCUGUAAAAAGGGAUGUCAUCAUUAAUAAAAAGGGUGGUACUUACGCAAUACUGUUUCUAUGCUUUGCUGUUCCGACUACUGAUAAGACAAAAAUGUGCUGCAUCCAGUGACUUUUAUUUACAGUUUUGUUUUGGAGGACCAAUGUGAUAAAAUCCUGGGGGAGUUAGUGGGUGACGGGGGAAGUGAACUAACAGGCUGAUGGUCUCCUGAUGCGAGGUGAUGGUGAGGCAUACCAGGGCUUGACUCCACUCCCUUAUUUGCACUAAUAAAUAAGGAACUGGUUGUUUCUGGGCAAGGUACAGUUGCUGUUGCAGCUGCCAGUGGAUUAUCAAAGCUCUUGGGUGCUCCAGGAUCUCGGAACUCGUUUAGCUAACAGUUAGAAACCAAGCAGUAGAAAUACUCCUCUUACCGCCCAUUACAGGAUUUUUAAUUAGUGACAAGCUUUUUCCUCCAAGUAAUAUUUGUAGGUUUUUGGCAGAAUGAAGACAUGUGAUGAACCUACACCUUUUCCAGUGUUAAAAUUAAACCAUGUACCAAGCAUCAUUUGCAGAUAAAUUAAACAGUAAGUUGUGAAUUAGUUCAGUAAUUGGAAUUGCUGUGUAACAGCAACUUUUAAAUAAUUAAACAGGUCUUGAGACAGCAUGAAGGUAGGUCAAGGGAAAAACAAGAAACUUACCGCUCAAUAGACAACUUAAUGCAAAACAAGAGUUUACUUUGAGUUUUCCCUACUAAAACAGUUCUUGGUAACUACAUGGCACCCAACAACAUAGAAACAACAAAAAAAGCAGCAGAGGGAAGGUGGUACCUCUUACCUUCCUCUGAGAAAAAAUGCCACUUUGCCAAGAAGCCUCUUUAGGAGGAGAUGACUGCUGGGACUAGCUUUUUAUAGAGCAAGUGCUCUAGCUAACGAGCCUUCAUAGUUGAACUCGAUUAGCUUUGCUUGGAUACCAGGUCAAAGUAGAUGCUUUGUGCCGGCACUUAGCUAGAUGUAGCAUAAAGGAAGGAAAAGAGGUCUUUUCUCACCUGCUUUGUAAAUACUGUUUCUCGUUAAGCCGUAUGUUCCACUGUCUUUUAGUGGGCUGUGUGUUACUGUUGUGGUGUUAGAGCUGGACCUUCUAGCAUGCAUUUUUCGAGGGCUGUAUUGCCAAAGAAGCUGUCCCCUACUCGCAGCCUGCUGAAAAGUGACAUAGGCACCAGCUGCGCAGCGCUGUCACAUGGAACAUCGGGAAAACGCAUGCACUUUCUUCCCAAGCUUUUUCUCUCCCCAUUGGCAUCCAUGAGUUCUCCCCACCCAUGUUUCUCGGUCACCGUUAACAGGAUUCGCACUCCUGCAUGCUUAAGAAUGCUGGAUGAAGGAUUGAGAGCUGCUUUGGGGGGCUGAUGGUGGGCAAGGGUUGCUUUUUAAGUGUCAGGAACUUUGCAAGGUAUCUUUUAGGCUUUAUAGAGACUUUUUCCAGACUGAAAUAUGACCCAGGAGCUCUCUGCCCCUAACUGAAGUGGAAAGCUGUGAAGCUUAAUAACUCUCUUUCUUCCUUUAGGUGCACUAGAGAUAAUGUAGGAACAAGCUUUUUUAAGUUCAAAGUUGCCACAAACUUCAGGCUAGGCUGACGCUUGAGACACCAUGUUAUCUGGUCUGCAAAACCCUCAAAUUUCCGGGAAUUGUUUGCCUUGGGGCAGAACUGAGUGCAUUUUUCUGAAAUAGCUGUGUUUCCAAGGCUAUUAAAAGCUUUAGUUCGUAUCCUAGUUGUAUGUGGAGCGAUCCAUAGCUUGCGCUAUGAAAUACAACCAGCACAGAGGCGGCAGUGAGGGAGGUGAAUUUUAAGUAUGGAACACAGAGAACAUCUUUAUGAUGUUCCAUGUCAAGACUUCCCAUGUUCACAAUUUAAUGGUGAACAACCAGUAUAAAGUUGCCACUUAAAGCUGUGACCAGAAGUAUAUCUGGGUUCAGUAGGAAUAAAAGAAAGUAAAAUCAAGUUGGAAACAGGAUCUGGGAAGCAAGUUAGAAUCCUCCCAUGCAGUAUUAUGUGAAUGUGAGCAUGGGAGACUGGCCAUCUGGAAGAGCUGUGUUUUAUCCUCUUGUCGUGCCAGUCAUGGCAUCUAGUUUUGCUGAUAGAGCUGAGACAGCUUUCUGUAGUGUGGUAGCAAGUGAGGGAGUCUGAGACAACAGGUAUAAUGAAAGAAGGCUUUUUGAAUCUUGUAAAGCUGCUUUUGUAUAGUCUUUGGAACAGAGAAAGGCAAACCCCUUUCACCAUUCCCUGUCAGCAGGUGACUUCUCUUACAGUUGGGGGCAUUUGUUGAACAAUCACUAGUCAUGUGGUAGGAAAUCUCCAGCUUCCUCCAUGAAGCAGAAGCUAGUGCUGAAAACAGGAGGGAAACAUAUGCUAGGGCAGAAAAAUGAUGCAGUGUUCGUAGCUUGUGUUUCCUCUGACCUAAUCUGGGACUGAGAAGGGAGGGGGAAAAGCCUCUUUUAUGAUUUAACAGGGGGUUACCCCUGUGCUUAAUAAAUUCUAGAUAGGACAUUGGUAUGUUUUAAGUGGAGCUUUGUGUACUCUAUGAGCAUUGACCUGUGCUGUUGAAUGCCAGGCACUGCAGGGACACCAAAGGGUACUACAGCCUUUUUUGGUACUUUCACAGCAUCAUUAAUACCAGUCUUGUGUUCCCCUCGGGUGUCUCCUCCCCCUCCAUGUGAGUGCCACUGCCAGACUUGCACCACAGCCACUUUCCAGUCCAAGGAGUCGAGCAGGCUGGUGCCCCAGGAACCCUGCGAGCAGCCCUGCUCCAGGUAGCUGCCUGCGAGGGAAGGACACCUCUGCUGCCACUCACACCCUCCCAUGCCUUUGUUACAAGGCUCUGCAUAGGGCUGACUCACACCUUUGUAAAGGACUUCCCCAGGCUCUGUGGGUGUGUAACAAACAGAGAUGGUGGUUUGCUUUCUUGGCUCACCUAGCCUGUACCGCAGCCUGCGCUGCUGCUGUGAAUCACUGCCCAUCAGGCACUGCCUUCCCCCCUCUCCUCGGCCAGCCAAAGUCUGGCGCACCUUCCCUUGCUGCCCGCAGCAGC